Messenger RNA from Zychaea mexicana, 1671 nucleotides. RefSeq lists its product as uncharacterized. The record is from RefSeq and is a predicted model, not a curated record. The transcript has a single exon. Bases 1 to 1671 code for a protein of 556 amino acids. Lineage: Eukaryota; Fungi; Mucoromycota; Mucoromycetes; Mucorales; Lichtheimiaceae.
AUGCUCUUACGUCCUGCCAAGAUAUUCUCACCGCUGCAUCAGCUACGGCAUUUCCUUGAAGCCAAGGUUACCGAGUUGGUGCAGCAGCAACAACCCACAGUUUCGUCCGCUGUCCACAACGCAAAAGCUCGAUUCUACCAUGCUUCUACAACGCAACAAGCCAUUUCGACUGCCACAGCACAAUUCCAUCCCAAAGCACCAGCGCUCUAUCAUGUCGCCGAGCAACAACAGCAGCGAUUACUGAAAGUUUUACAGCAACAGUUUCCCAUUGUCAAGGUAUUCUCGGCACCCACCAUUGCCAAACCUUACGCAUUCCAACUAUCGUUUGCGAACCCGCAGCAAUUUCGUACGAUUGUGUCCUCCACUACAACAACGACUUCGUCUUCGUCUUCAGUAAGCUUUCUAACUGGUCAAACGGAUGGGUUCUUUGCUGCUGCCAACGGGUUCUAUAACAGUGGCGGAGGACUCUUCCCUCGUACAGUGGUAGGGUAUGCUCGUACACCCUUUGCCGCUCGUCAAUUUUCGACCGCCAAAUCACCGUGUGUGACCCUGUUCCAGCAGACAGCAAAUAGUUCGUGCGCCAAUACCACUGGUGCUGGUGGGUUCUCACACAUCUCGUCUCGCUUCUUUUCGCCUGCCGGUUCGAAAAUGUCGUCGCCGUUCUCCAAUGGGAACGAAGCCCACGCUCGUCCUUCGCCCCUGUCGACCGCAAACAAUGAUGACGAGAAUAAGGAUCCUGCUUCUUGCAAGCCCAACAACUUGUUUUCCCGCCAGCAGCAAUGCAAGGGCAUGUCGGACUUGAUCCAGGAGGAAGAAGAAGAAGGACAAGCCUAUCCCAACAAGCGUCAUCAACCUGGGUUGGUUCGUCGUGGCUCUGUUGCCGCCGCCGCCGGCAAUGACGGUCGACGUCGCACUGCAUCUCGUAAUGCUCGCAACAACAGCAACAAGAACAAGAUGACUGGUGGUCCACAAUACGAUUAUAUCAUCCGUCACGAUGAUCUGUCGUUCAGAUACACGCCACAACAUUGCAAAGGAGGCACGACGGCAUCCACAACAUCCGGACGACAUCAUCAUCAUUGGCACUCGAGUCGAGUGAAAGCACCGCCUGACAAAACAGUUCAGCCCACGGUCGUUUGUUUAUCAUUCCAAUUGGACGGCGCACCCUUGUGGCAUUCAAGCGAGCUGCGCACUUGCUCAAGUUCACAGUUGUUGGAUAUUUCGCUGAUCCAAUCCGUGCAUUCGAUUGCAGAGACGUAUCAGAUGUACUUGGCCCAGGUGGUCAUGCUUUUGAACCAAAUCCAACGUUAUGGCAAGAAUUUCCGUGCUGUGUUGUUGAACGGUAACGAAUUGUGUGUCUUUUUUCCGUCUUCUGAACACUGGCCUGAGCAAGAUCGUACAGCAUUAGCCCGUCAAUGGUUGGCUCAGGUUGGGAUUGAUCCAAAUAGUGCGCACGUCGUCCUCAAGGAAAUGCCCUUGCCCGAAGAAGACCGACAACAGUCUCUGCAUGGUUUAACGACGGUUGGGAACAACACUAGCAAGGAGGCGCCUUUGAUGGAUAAUGUGCAAGACGCUGAAAUACUGGGUCCUGAAUACUUCAAAGGUAUCCAAGCAUUUUUAGACCAUGUGGAUGAUCUUAUUGAAACCGGUCCUGCAUUCGUACGCCACCACUAG